This is a messenger RNA of Adineta steineri, 2118 nucleotides long. NCBI's taxonomy places the organism in Eukaryota, Metazoa, Rotifera, Eurotatoria, Adinetida, Adinetidae. The record is from the annotation of a GenBank genome assembly.
AUGCCGUUUCUGAAAUGGAGAAAAAGUAAACGUUCUGAUGCACAAUCGAAAUUCAAAGUAAUGGAUCAUGAAACUGCAAAUGGUAAAGAUCAUCAUUUGCAACAAGCUAAUCGAACUGAUCAACAAGCAGAUAUAAUUCCGUCAACUGAAGUUAUUCUCAUAUAUUUGACCAAAGUUUGUCCUCUUCAACAAGUUGUCGCAAUUCUUAAUACACUUACCGAAAACGAGGCUCAGAUCUUCGAUGUCGAGCAGAACUGUAUUGAUUUUAUUACAAGUAUAUCGAAACAAAAGAUCUUUUUGGUUGUCGAUCAUGAACCAUCGGCGACUUUAAUUGGUGCAUUAGAAUUCUUGACACAAGUUGAUUCAUUAUUUUACUAUUCCUCAACAUUUAAUGCAACUAAUAGCGAUAAUAAUAUAAUUGCUGAUGGUCGUAUUAUUAAUAGAUGUCCUGAUGAAGAAAUUCUUGCAAAGAUUAUUCGUCAAUCAUACGAUGAUCUUGAAAAGCAAACAAAAGCUUUUAGUUUGUACAAUAGCAAAGAAAAAGCGACACGAGAUAUUUCUAAAGAAGCUGGUGCAUUUCUAUUUUUUCAAAUGUUCAAAACUGUUCUAAUGGCAAUGCCAAAAACAACAGCAUCGAAACAAAUGAUGCUCGGUAAGUGUCGCGAUUUUUAUCGAGGUAAUCUCAAAGAGUUGGCCAAUAUUUCCGAAUUCGAACUAACAUACAAAUCAACAGAAGCUAUUCCAUGGUAUACUAAAGAAUCAUUUGUUUAUAAAUUUAUAAACAAAGCUCUUCGUACAGAAGAUGUUGAAGUAUUAUAUCAUUUUCGUUUUUACAUUAUUGAUUUAUGUAAACAAUUAGAAGAGAAAUUCGAACAUUUGAAAGCAAAACAAAAAGGUGUGUUAAAAUUGUAUCGCGGUUUGAAAAUUGCUCUUACGGAAAUUAAAAAUUUCGAAGAGAAUAUUGGUAAUUUAAUAUCGACGAAUGGAUAUUUAUCGACAAGUAAUCUUCAUUCUGUUGCUUAUGAAUUUGCAACGAAACCAAGUAAUCGUGAAGGUGUCGUUUGUGCUCUUUUCGAAUAUCAAGUCGAUUUGAAUUUGGUCAAAAAAAUUGUUAUUGCAGAUAUUGCUGAAUAUUCAGCUUUUCCUGAAGAAGCUGAAAUGCUUGUUGAUAUUGGUGCUUCAUUUCGGAUUGAAUCUUGUACAUUUGAUGCCGGCGAAAAUUUAUGGCAUGUGAUAGUACAAGCAACUGAUCAAGGUGCUGCUUUAGCUGAUGAAUUUAUUGAAUAUCAAAAGAAAAAAAUGGCUGAUGCAAAUAUUAUUUUAAUGUUUGGUCAUUUACUUGUUGAAAUGGGUGAAUAUGAAAAAGCUAAAAAAUAUUUGAAUACUGUUCUCGAUUCGAAUCCAAAUGAUGAAGAAGUUGCUUGUAUUUAUUAUAAUUUCGGAAGAGCUUAUCGAUUAAAAGGAGAUUUUAAACGAGCAGAAGAUUAUUUUACACAGUCAUUUCAGUUACACGAAGGAGCAAAACCGAAACGAUUGGCUAGUGCAGCAAAAUCAUUGAAUGGUAUGGGUAUUACCUGUGUAGAACAAAACAAAUACGACGAAGCAAUUGAACAUUUUGAAACAGCUCUCAAAUUUUUGGAUAAAACUGUUUCACGAAAACAUGUUGAUGUUGGUGGAAUAUUGAUCAAUUUAGCUUCCAUUUACAACGAACGUGGACAGUAUGAAUUGGCAGCGAAAUAUGUUCAAAAGGCAAUAAAAAUCUACGAAGCAUCGUUACCCAUUGCGCAUCCAAAUAAUGCUUUAGCUCUUGUCGGUUUGGCGAAUAUUCAUUCAAAACAAGGAAAAUAUGAAAUGGCUCAUGAAGAAUUUGAUCAUGCUCUUAAACUACAAGAAACUUCAUUACCUAAUGAUCAUGCAGAUAUUAUUCGAACAUUACAAAAUAAGGGAUCUACAUAUGGACAACAAGGAAACUUUGAUAAAGCCCGUGAAUAUAUAGAUCGAGCGGCGGAAAUGGCUGAGCGAACCUUGGUUGUCGAUCAUCCGCUCAGGUGUCUUAUCGUUAAUAAUCAAGUGAAUCUGUCUAAUAGUACUAACCAAAUCGUUAUAAUUCGUCUAUAA